AUGGUGGAAGAAUACCUCCAAAUCAUCCCCGGCGCAUGGACUGAAGAGACCUUCGGGUUCGAAGGCAAGCACUACCAAAUCCCGCCGCGCGAGGUAAUUCCCAAGCCGGUACAGAAGCCGCACCCUCCGAUUUGGCAGGCGGUCAGUCAGGAGUCCACGGCCGAGAAAGUGGGUCGCCAGGGGCUCGGGUGUUUGGCCCAGACCAGCGUUGGCCUGGACCGGGCGGAAAACCUGAUCCGCAUUUACCGCGACGCCAUCGCCGAUCCGGAGCCGGUUACCAAGCUGGUGUAUCCGCGCGUCGCCGGCAACACCGUGGGCCUGUGCAUGGAGGAUCGCCAAAAGGCGUUCGAACGCGCUGAGACCAUCAUAGAUUGGUAUCGGGAGCAGCAACGCAUUCGCGAUUCAUACGUAUGGCAGGGCUACGACCCAGCCCGGGUGCCCGAAGACUACCAGUGGCACUACCAGCGUGCGGUCAACGCCGACACCGCCCGGGCUGACGAGGCCAGUUCACGCAAAUUGAUCGACGAAGGCGGCCGGUUCUGCAUCGGUGACCCCGACGACUGCAUCAAAUACAUUGAAGAUUAUGAGCGCAUGGGCGUGGACGAGAUCAUGCCGCUAUUUCAGGUCGGUCCCGUGGCCCAUUCUGAGGUGAUGGAAACCCUGCGGCUGUUUGGCAAAUACAUCAUCCCGCACUUCAGGGAAAAGGCGCGCCGAGAACAGCUAGCCGCCGACAACUGA
Molecule: messenger RNA, 738 nt
Organism: Geodia barretti
Lineage: Eukaryota; Metazoa; Porifera; Demospongiae; Tetractinellida; Geodiidae
Source: the annotation of a GenBank genome assembly